CAUCUGUGGUUUUGUAAACUUUUUAAAACUGCAGAGAAUCCUCAAAGCCUAGCACAUUGAUUCAGACUGACAUCCAGCAGUUCAGACAGCACCAUCUAUCUCCAAGAUUACCGUACCUCUAUAGGAAACAUAAUGAAUGUAGGUGAAGUGAUGUACAUGUUGGUGGAGGUGCUCAUUGCCAUUAGCUGCUGUGUGGGUAACAUGCUGGUGAUUUUGUCACUGUGGAUCAGUAAGAGUAUCCAACAGCCAACCUACUGCCUUAUUGUCUCUCUGGCUGUGGCUGACUUCUUGGUUGGAUGCGUGGCCAUACCACUGGCUGUGGUCGUGGACGAACAAGUGGACACAUCAUUCAGCGCUUGUCUCUUCAUCAGCUGUGUGGUCAUCCUGCUCACUCUGGUCUCAGUUUUGACUCUCACAGCUAUUGCAGUGGACCGAUUCCUGCGGGUGUAUAUCCCACUCAGGUACAAAAGGACUGUAACACAAAGGCUUUCCUGGUUUGUGGUAGCAGCAUGUUGGCUCAUAGCGUUACCACUCAGUUUUACACCCAUGUUGGGAUGGUACAACCAUGAAAACUUACCUAAGGGAGACAACUCCACCAUUGUCUGCAAGUUCAUAACUGUGAUCCCCAUGUCCUACCUGGUCUACUUCAGUUUCUUCCUCUGUAACUUCACACCUCUGUCAGUGAUGGCUGCUUUGUACUGCUUCAUCUUUUGCACCAUUCAAGGAAACCUACGAGAGAAACCCGGCAACAGCACCCAAAAACAGUCUCAGAAGUACCUGAGGAAGGAAAAGCAACUGGCAGCAUCUCUGUUUCUGGUCUUGGUCCUGUUUGCUCUGUCCUGGCUCCCCCUCCACAUGAUGAACUGCAUUGUGUACUUUGGUUGGUCGAGUUAUGUACCACACUCAGCUUUCUAUGUUGGCAUCCUGCUUUCACAUGCGAACUCGGCUGUAAACCCAGUUGUAUAUGCGUUCAAAAUAGACAAAAUCAGAAGAGCCUACUUGGAUCUUUGGAGACAGUAUAUGUCACAAGAACAAAAAGAAUUGCAGAGCAGCCAGACAACAGACAACAAUCUACUCAGCAAUACCAACAGUGUACCGAAAAAUGACUGAGGGUACAUCUGCGUGCUCUUAAGUGUUCUGCAUUCAUGACAAUGCAGGAAGAUUUGUUGUUUUUACCAGGCUCAUCACUC
This is a messenger RNA of Sphaeramia orbicularis (orbiculate cardinalfish), 1190 nucleotides long. RefSeq names its product adenosine receptor A1-like. The transcript is spliced from 2 exons. Gene Ontology annotation, cellular component: plasma membrane; dendrite; synapse. NCBI's taxonomy places the organism in Eukaryota, Metazoa, Chordata, Actinopteri, Kurtiformes, Apogonidae. The record is from RefSeq and is a predicted model, not a curated record. Gene Ontology annotation, biological process: G protein-coupled adenosine receptor signaling pathway. Bases 133 to 1110 code for a protein of 325 amino acids. Gene Ontology annotation, molecular function: G protein-coupled adenosine receptor activity.